Colletes gigas is the source of this 1606-nucleotide messenger RNA. RefSeq names its product Golgi pH regulator (gene GPHR). The transcript has 8 exons. NCBI's taxonomy places the organism in Eukaryota, Metazoa, Arthropoda, Insecta, Hymenoptera, Colletidae. Bases 230 to 1588 code for a protein of 452 amino acids. Gene Ontology annotation, biological process: intracellular pH reduction. Gene Ontology annotation, cellular component: Golgi cisterna membrane. The record is from RefSeq and is a predicted model, not a curated record. Gene Ontology annotation, molecular function: voltage-gated monoatomic anion channel activity.
CUUGAGCGGAGCACAGUACACGUGGCUGUGCGUAUCGUGCAUAGCUAAAGGGGCAGUUUCCUCUGGACACCGGUCUACUGUCUGGUAAAACUGGUGUCCAGUGAUCAGGGGCUAUUACAGUCGCAAUAUCUGUUAGAGUGCCGCGUGGAUUGUUUUGCGGCGUUCUGUCAAUUUCCCUGAUAGGAAUUUAACACAUUGCAAUGCGAAGUGUGCACGAUACUGUAACAAUAUGGGCUUCUUGGAGGAUACAUUCGUGAUUCUUAUUACACAGGUCAUCUUCUUCUUAGGAGGAUGGGUGUUUUUUGUAAAGAAAUUAUUUCGAGACUACGAAGUCCACCACAGAUUAGUACAAUUAAUUUUCUCCACGACAUUUUCGCUAUCCUGUACCAUGUUCGAGCUAAUUAUAUUUGAAAUAAUAGGAGUUCUUGAUUCUAGUUCUAGAUAUUUUCAUUGGAACACCGGCCUCUAUAUGCUUUUGUUUAUGGUAAUAGUUGUGAUUCCAUUUUACAUAGCAUACUUUAUUAUCAGUAACAUUAGAUUUGUAAGACUGAAAUUAAUAAGGCCGUUGACAGUCAUUGUAUAUCUUUUUUAUCUGUAUUUGUUCUGGAAAGUGGGAGAUCCGUUUCCUAUUUUGAGCCCGAAAAAAGGCCUACUCUCUAUAGAACAGGGCGUUAGUAGAAUAGGAGUUAUCGGAGUUACUGUUAUGGCACUUCUAUCAGGAUUUGGUGCUGUAAACUAUCCAUAUACCUCAAUGGCUUAUUUUAUGAGGCCUGUAACGUACGCCGAUGUACAGAUCAUAGAGAAACGAUUGCUGCAAACAAUGGACAUGAUCGUUGCCAAAAAGAAGAGAAUAGCGUUAGCCAAAAAGGGGGAAGUCGUGGGUCAAACUGAAUCGCGGUAUAGACUUUGGGGUAUGCUAGGACCUUUAAGCGGCACUAAAAGUAAUCAAGAAAGUAUUAAACAGUUACAAACAGAAGUGAUGGCGUUAGAAGAAUUGUCCAGACAAUUAUUCCUGGAGGCGCACGAUAUCCAAAAUGCGAGAGAACGUUUGGAAUGGGCUGCUACCUGGCAGGGGAAAUAUUUCAAUUUUUUAGGAUACUUCUUCUCCGUAUAUUGCACUUGGAAGAUAUUUAUUUCCACGAUCAAUAUAGUGUUCGAUCGAGUUGGCAAAAAGGAUCCUGUAACGAGAGCGAUCGAAAUUGCUGUCCAUUGGAUGGGAUUUAACAUCGAUGUUACGUUUUGGUCGCAGCACAUUUCAUUUUAUCUUAUCGGCUGUAUCGUCUUAACGUCGAUUCGCGGUUUAUUACUAACUCUGACAAAGUUUUUUUAUGCUAUAUCGAGCAGCAAAUCAUCAAAUAUUAUUGUACUUGUACUUGCUCAAAUAAUGGGUAUGUAUUUCGUGUCCUCUGUGCUUUUAAUGCGAAUGAAUAUGCCCGCAGAAUAUCGUAUUAUAAUAACGCAAGUUUUAGGGGAAUUGCAAUUCAAUUUUUACCAUAGGUGGUUCGACGUGAUCUUUUUGGUAUCUGCAUUGUCAUCGAUAGUGUUUUUGUAUUUAGCACAUAAACAAGCACCAGCGGAACGUAUUUAAUUUAAUAAAACUUUUUUU